Messenger RNA from Rubroshorea leprosula, 1370 nucleotides. The record is from the annotation of a GenBank genome assembly. Lineage: Eukaryota; Viridiplantae; Streptophyta; Magnoliopsida; Malvales; Dipterocarpaceae.
AAGCAGCUUCUUUCCUUGUUAUUGGAGAAAUUGAUGAAUUCUCCCUCCGAUGAGCAGAAUCAGAUCGUUCCCAAUUGAUCCCGACGAAGAUGGAUCACUACAAGGUGCUGGGGGUAAACCGGACCGCCACCAAGGAUGAAAUCAAAGAAGCCUUCAGGAAAUUAGCGGUGCAGUAUCACCCCGACAAGCACUCCCAAUCGCCCAAAACCAUCAGAGACUCCGCCACGCUCCGAUUCAAGCAAGUAUCCGAGGCCUAUGAGAUCCUCAGCGACGAUCGCAAGCGCGCCGACUACAAUUUCAGUCAACGUUCCUCUUCUUCUUCGUAUUCUUAUACCUACAAUCCUCAGGGAAGCACUAGCCAGGGGUUUUACGGCUAUGGAUAUGGCUGUUACACUGCUUCGCAGAAUAAGAAAAACUACAAAUACAAGGCUUCCAGUAGUCUGUUGGAGGUUGCGCUUCGCUAUUUCACCACGCGCGCCUUUCUUCUCAAUCUUACCUUCGCCGGUGCUCUGUUUGGGGGAUUAAUGAUGAUUGAUACAAGUGGAGAAGCACUGUGGAAAAGGCAUAACUCGGGAAAAUCAUUUGAAGAAACCAUGGAGUCUCUUGAGAAAGCCAAAGCACAUAAAGACACGUAAGAGGGCUAUAGCUCAUUCUUUUUCUGUAUUCUGCUAUUCAGCCGUGAACUUUGUUGUCAUGGCUUCAUGGUUUCUCAACCCUCUGAAAUCCAGAGCAUUCUUUUUCAUUUUCUGUUUGUUUGCGCAUGCUUUUCUCUCUACAACCUCAUUUUCCUUUUCUCAUAGGUUUAUAUCACUGUUUCAGUGUCUUGCAUGUGAGUUAUUUGUUAUAGAUCGAGGUCUAUAUUUAACAGUUUGUCUGAGCUAGUAAGUUAACUGUGGUCCUUUUUAGUGCUUAAAGACACAAGAAUCUCCAUUCUCUCUGCUGAUGAACCACCGUGAACUUCCCCCUCUAAGACUCUUAUUUACAGUGGCGCUAUUUACUUUGAAUUGAAGACCAUCUGCUCUACAAAGACAACUCCAUGUUGGAGAUUGACAUAUUUCAUAAUAGCUGUAAGAGUUGCGGUGGCAGAGAGAUUCUUCAUAUUGCCUUAACAUGAAUAUAAGUCGAAGUCUUUGAAAUUCUUCCCCUCAACCACAGUAUCUGUAUACAAUUCUACAUCAUCAAUUCAACAUGCUUUGUAAAUAUUUCUAUAGUCAGACAUAUAUUAUAGAAUGAGAGAUAUUAUAGAAUGAGAGACCCAGAAGUGCAGCUAAAUCUCCAUUGAGGCUGUAUAAAAUUUAUGUAAAUGAUUCAGAUUCUGGAAGAUGAAUGGAAGUACACGGGGGUGGUGUGAUCACCAUCAUUUUGUUAAG